Knipowitschia caucasica is the source of this 1896-nucleotide messenger RNA. Lineage: Eukaryota; Metazoa; Chordata; Actinopteri; Gobiiformes; Gobiidae. The record is from the annotation of a GenBank genome assembly.
AUGGUGGUGGACAUGGUGGUGGACAUGGUGGUGGACAUGGUGGUGGACAUGACGGUGGACAUGGUGGUAGACAUGACGGUAGAUAUUGUGGUAGACAUUACGGUAGACAUGGUGGAAGACAUUACGGUGGUAGUCAUUACGGUGGACAUGACGGUGGACAUGGUGGUGGACAGGACGGUAGAUGUGGUGGUCAUGAUGGUAGACAUUAAGGUAGACAUUAAGGUAGACAUUAAGGUAGACAUUACGGUAGACAUGGUGGUGGACAUGGUGGUGGACAUGGUGGUGGACAUGGUGGUGGACAUGGUGGUAGACAUUACGGUAGACAUUACGGUAGACAUUACGGUAGACAUUACGGUGGACAUGGUGGUAGACAUGGUGGUAGAAAUGACGGUAGACAUGACGGUAGACAUGGUGGUGGACAUGGUGGUAGACAUUACGGUAGACAUUACGGUAGACAUUACGGUAGACAUUACGGUAGACAUUACGGUAGACAUUACGGUAGACAUGGUGGUGGACAUGGUGGUAGACAUGGUGGUGGACAUGGUGGUAGACAUGGUGGUGGACAUGGUGGUGGACAUGGUGGUAGACAUUACGGUAGACAUUACGGUAGACAUGGUGGUGGACAUGGUGGUGGACAUGGUGGUAGACACGACGGUAGACAUUACCGUAGACAUUACGGUAGACAUUACGGUAGACAUGAUGGUGGACAUGGUGGUAGACAUGACGGUAGACAUGACGGUAGACAUUACGGUAGACAUGGUGGUAGACAUUGUGGUAGACAUGGUGGUGGAUAUGGUGGUAGACAUUACGGUAGACAUGGUGGUAGACAUGGUGGUGGACAUGGUGGUAGACAUGACGGUAGACAUUACGGUAGACAUGGUGGUGGACAUGGUGGUAGACAUUACGGUAGACAUGAUGGUAGACAUGGUGGUGGACAUUGUGGUGGACAUGGUGGUGGACAUUUCGGUAGACAUUACGGUAGACAUGAUAGUGGACAUGGUGGUGGACAUGGUGGUAGACAUUACGGUAGACAUGAUAGUGGACAUGGUGGUGGACAUGGUGGUAGACAUUACGGUAGACAUUACGGUAGACAUUACGGUAGACCUGAUGGUAGAUAUUGUGGUGGACAUGGUGGUGGACAUGACGGUAGACAUGGUGGUAGACAUUGUGGUAGACAUGGUGGUGGACAUGGUGGUGGACAUGGUGGUAGACAUUACGGUAGACAUUACGGUAGACAUGGUGGUAGACAUGGACAUGGUGGUAGACAUGACGGUAGACAUGACGGUAGACAUUACGGUAGACAUUACGGUAGACAUGGUGGUGGACAUGGUGGUAGACAUAAUGGUAGACAUAACGGUAGACAUUGCGGUAGACAUUACGGUAGACAUGGUGGUGGACAUUACGGUAGACAUUACGGUAGACAUUACGGUAGACAUGAUGGUAGACAUGGUGGUGGACAUGGUGGUGGACAUUGCGGUGGACAUGGUGGUGGACAUUAUAGUAGACAUUACGGUAGACAUGAUAGUGGACAUGGUGGUAGACAUUACGGUAGACAUUACGGUAGACAUGGUAGACAUGGUGGUGGACAUGGUGGUGGACAUUGUGGUGGACAUGGUGGUGGACAUUACGGUAGACAUUACGGUAGACAUGAUAGUGGACAUGGUGGUGGACAUGGUGGUGGACAUGGUGGUGGACAUGGUGGUAGACAUUACGGUAGACAUGAUAGUGGACAUGGUGGUGGACAUGGUGGUAGACAUUACGGUAGACAUGAUGGUAGACAUUGUGGUGGACAUGGUGGUGGACAUGGUGGUGGACAUUACGGUAGACAUUACGGUAGACAUGGUGUUGGACGUGGUGGAGGACGUGGUGGUGGACAUGGUGGAGAUUUCCCCAUAG